This is a messenger RNA of Closterium sp. Yama58-4, 585 nucleotides long. The record is from the annotation of a GenBank genome assembly. NCBI's taxonomy places the organism in Eukaryota, Viridiplantae, Streptophyta, Zygnematophyceae, Desmidiales, Closteriaceae.
AUGGCCCGGACCAUCCCGGACCAUCACGAGUGGGAACCGGACCCACCAGGGUGGGAACCGGGUCCACCAGGGCAGGGUGGGGGUCCGGACCAUCCCGGGUGGGAGCCGGGUCCACCCGUGCCGGGUGGGGGUCCGGACCAUCCCGGGUGGGAACCGGGUCCACCCGUGUCGGGUGGGGGGUCCGGACCAUCCAGGGUGGGAACCGGGUCCACCCGGGCAGGGUGGGGGUCCGGACCAUCCCGGGUGGGAGCCGGGUCCACCCGUGGCGGGUGGGGGUCUGGACCAUCCUGGGUGGGAACCGGGUCCACACAGGCCUGGUGGGGGGUCCGUGCCAUCCCGGGUGAGGAUCGGAUCCACCCGGGUCGGGUGGGGGUCCGGACCAUCCCGGGUGGGAACCGGGUCCACCCGGGCGGGGUGGGGGUUCCGGACCAUAUCCGGGUGGGGACCGAGUCCACGCAGGCCGGAGGGAAGGAAGGGGGGGGGGGGGGGGGUUGGGGUCCGGACCAUCUCGGGUGGGGACCGCAUCCACCCGGGUCGGGUGGGGGUCCGGACCAUCUCGGGUGGGGACCGCAUCCACCCGGGUAG